Molecule: messenger RNA, 2201 nt
Organism: Cygnus atratus (black swan)
Lineage: Eukaryota; Metazoa; Chordata; Aves; Anseriformes; Anatidae
Gene: TPRKB
Product: TP53RK binding protein
Exons: 4
Coding region: 267-815 (182 amino acids)
Biological process (GO): telomere maintenance via recombination; tRNA threonylcarbamoyladenosine modification
Cellular component (GO): nucleus; cytosol; EKC/KEOPS complex
Source: RefSeq, a predicted model, not a curated record
GGAAGGAUGGACGGAGGAAGAGGAGGAGGAAGAGGAGGAGGAGCCAUGCGCAGGCUCCCGCUGCUGUGCAGGAGGGAGGAGCGAGGGGUGCCGCAGGCGGAUCGGGGGUUUUUAGGGGUGCCGCAGCCGGAUUUUCCCCCUUCACCAGCACCCGCAGGCGGGUGCAUGCAGCGAGGGCUCUGUUUGCCGCGAGAGCGGGGCGAAAGGGUCCCGUAGCCCUGCGUGCAGCAGCCCCCGGCCGCCCAGCCUCGGGCAGGGCAGGCGGCAUGGAGGCGCCCCGUGAGACGGGGCUGGAGCUGCAGCAGGAGCUGGAGCUGUUCCCCGGCCGUAGCGUCGCCCUCCUCCUCUUCAACGGCGUGCAAAACGCGGCCGCACUGCGAAAGAAAGCCAUGGAGGGGGCCGUGGAAGGAGCGCUCCUCAACCCCGCCAUGAUUGUAGAUCCUUUUCAAGUUCUUGUGGCAGCCAACAAAGCAGUUCAUCUACAAACGAUAGGUAAAAUGAAGACCAGAUCUCUCAACGCAGAAAUUAUUUUCAGCCUUUCACCAAACAACAAUAUUUCAGAUGCAUUUAAAAAGUUUGGCAUUUCAGACAGUGACACAGCAGUACUCAUUGUUCUGGUUGUAGACAGAGAAAAACCUGUAAAUCUGGAAGAUAUAGCAUCUCACGUAGAAGGCCAACAGGUUGCUCUAGAUGAACUUUCCCAACUGACAGACACUGCCAAAGUUAAAAAGAUGUACAAAAUUACUCCACAGGAAGAAAAAAUCGGCAGCUUAUUAGAUAGUGUUAUUUGCAGAAUGUCAACAAAAGACGUUUAACAAAAACGUAGAAAUAAAUUUGUUUUUAAGGAAAAAGUGGACUUUUUAAGACGUAAAAACACUUUGCAACUCCCCCUGUAUCUCAAGAGAAUGUGAACUGAGUUGUUUCGUGACAUCUGAGCUUUAACCAUAAAUGAGCAAGCUUGGAUUUUGGGGUAAUCUGGGCUGUAUUCUAAGCACAGAGAUUAGUUUGGCUGUGCUAAGCAGAAUUUACCAUUGCCAUUUCUGUCCAUUUUCCUAAUGAGAAAAAAUGACUUUUGCCAGUACCUUAAGCUGAUCAUAAACAGAAAGUUUGGAAAUUUGUACUUACUUUUUUUUUCAGCAAAUGUUUCGUUAUCCCUCGAUAGGUUUCAGAUAUUUUUUUUUAUCAACCCUACCUUGAUUUGAUUUGACACCUGAAUUUGAUGGACAAUAUCAUUUUAAUGUAUCGUUUUAAUGAUACUACUGCCAGAUUUUUCUGUCUCUAUAGUGUGGAGUAUUGCUGAUGGGCUAGAAAAAAAUGAAAGUUUAUAUAAACUGUCUGCAGUACUCUCUACUAAUGAGAUAGUCAUCGCCCAGCAUUUGGGAAAAGGAAUGGGGGGUGCUUCAUGGCACCCAGUGAUGUAUGCAGAGGUGCAAUGUCAAGCAGAGGUUUCGGUGAUGUGCUGAGCAAUGAUUAAGGUCAGUAUGGGUGGUGCUACCGUGGCGUUAGCACCAGACAAUCUGAUGUCAUCAGAUGCAGUGUAGUGCUGAGGUAUUGGUGUAUUGCUGAGUUACUUUAGUGUUAGGUUUAAAGGGUAACAAGAGGUUCUUUUACUGUGUAACACCGAGUGGCAAUGGUGACAUCUGAAGGCUUGGUUCCAGGUACAGAAUUCAUAGAGAACUUUGCACCAUAGAUUUACUCACUUUACAUUGUGGAUAUAAUUUACAUGGCAUUCCAGAAGAAUUGUUGAACUAAUUUUGCUCUGCAGAACCACUGUUAGGAAAGAGCAUCAAAGGGAGCUAAAGAGAAUGCUGAUUUCCAGCAGUCACCGGGUCCAAGUGCCCUGUGUGAGUAUCAUUUGAUCACAGGCAUCCUGGUUAAGACAAAUUACUGUCCUAAUUAGAUAGCAGUCAGUAGUUUACUGUUAUGCUUUAUUGUUUUUCUGGGACAUGUAUAAAACUGUAUAUCUCUCUGUAUUUUUUUCCUAAAGUUCUGAGUUGUUAGGUUUUUUGUACUGUAGCCCUGUGAUGGAAGCAUUCUUAGGACAUUAUAAUGGAUUCAAAUCCUUCGUGUGGAUUGUUGUAAUUGGAGAUCUUAAAGAAUUGGUUAGAGGUCCCUUGCAGCCAUUUUUUCUAGGAUCUAGCCAAUACUUACCAAAUACCAAGGGAAUGACAAGGUUUAUCAAAAUAAAAUAUUCAAGAGAA